Molecule: messenger RNA, 1898 nt
Organism: Copidosoma floridanum
Lineage: Eukaryota; Metazoa; Arthropoda; Insecta; Hymenoptera; Encyrtidae
Product: maltase 1-like
Biological process (GO): carbohydrate metabolic process
Molecular function (GO): alpha-amylase activity; cation binding
Source: RefSeq, a predicted model, not a curated record
UGGACUCCUCAGCUUUACCAGUGGUAUAUCCUGUGUGCAGCCAUGUGGUCACUGUUUUUCGUGAGCUUCGGGCUCUUGGUGGGCAUCGGCGCCCAACCCACGGACAAAGCAGCGAAGCAACAAAACCUCGACUGGUGGAAGACCAGCGUCAUCUACCAGAUCUACCCCCGCAGUUUCAAGGACAGCAACGGCGAUGGCAUCGGUGACCUCAACGGCAUAACUGAGAAACUGGAGCACAUCAAGGACGCCGGAGCCGACGCUUUGUGGCUGUCGCCCAUCUACUCCAGUCCCCAGAAAGACUUUGGCUACGACAUUUCAAACUUUACCGACAUCGCCGAGGAGUACGGGACUUUGGACCACUUCGACCAGUUGGUCGCCAAGGCCAAGAAGCUCGGGGUCAAGGUGCUCCUGGACUUUGUGCCCAACCACAGCUCGGACGAGCACGAGUGGUUCAAAAAGAGCGUCAAGCGCAUAAAACCUUACGACGAGUACUUCGUGUGGAGGGAUGGGAAAAUUGGGCCGAAAGGUGAGCGACUCCCACCCAACAAUUGGCUGUCCGUCUUUGGGAAAUCCGCUUGGGAGUGGAACGAGGAGCGCAAGCAGUACUUCUAUCACGCUUUCGUCGUUGGACAGCCCGACUUGAACUACCGGAAUCCCAAACUUAGGCAGGAGAUGGAGGACGUGCUCACGUUUUGGAUGAAGCGGGGAGUCGAUGGUUUCAGGGUUGAUGCCGUCAACCACAUGUUUGAGGUAGCCAAUCUUCGUGACGAGCCGAGAAGCGGGAAGGCAGUACCAGUGGAUGAUUACGACUUUUUGGACCACACCUACACCAGAGACCUCAACGAAACUUAUGGAGUCGUCGCAUCGUGGCAGAAGCUCCUCGACAACUUUGUGGCUCAACACAAGACGGACGGCAAACUCAUGAUCCUGGAGGCGUACACCAGUAUCCCCAAAUCCAUGCAGUUCUACAGCGUUGGCGCCAACCCCUUCAACUUCAUGUUCAUCGCUGAUUUGAACCAAAAUUCCAAAGCCAUCGACUUCAAGAGGAAGAUCGACGACUGGCUCAACGCAAUCCCAGAGGGAAAAGUGUCAAACUGGGUCGUGGGCAACCACGACAACCACAGAGUAGCCACGAGGUACGGCGAAAAGCGCGAGGACCAACUGACCCUCCUCAGUGCCAUUUUGCCCGGCAUCACCGUAGUCUACAACGGCGACGAGAUCGGUAUGGUGGACCGGCCAUUCACGUACGCGGAGACGGUCGAUCCUGCCGGCUGCAAUGCCGGCCCAGAUAGGUACCACCUAAAGUCCCGGGACCCCGAGAGGACACCCUACCAGUGGGACGCUACGACGAGCGCUGGGUUUUCGACGUCUACCAAGACUUGGUUGCCGGUCCACGACAACUACAAGACUCUAAACUUGGCGGCGCAGAAGAAGGACGCAGUGUCGCACUACAAGUUGUUCCAGGCGACGACGAAGCUCAAGAAGACGCCAGUCAUUCAGAAGGGCAGGACCGAAGUGCUACUGGCUGGAGAGAAUGUCCUGGCUGUGGUCAGGCGGUUGAGCGGACAAGGGACCGUCACGCUUUUGAUUAAUUUCAGCGACAAGCCCGUGAAGGUUGACGCGAAAGGUUGGCUCAACAUCCCGAUGAAGGCGCAGAUUUACGCGGCUAGCGUCAAGUCAGGACUGAAAGCCGGGGCUCAAGUCAAGGUGGACGACGUGACCCUUCCUGGAGCUGCCUCGGUCAUUUUGUACUCGCGAGCUUAAACAAACGUUUAUUCUCUCUCGUAGUCAAAACGAUUAAUGGCUAUUAGGCAAUUGAAUUUGUACGAUUCAAGUAAUAACUUGAUCGACUCGUAAUGUAAGAAAAGAUAUAGUUAAAUAAAAAUUUGUUAAUCGUA